GUGACUCGGCUUGCUGGAGCGCGCUGACGUCAGAGAGUGGGUGGGGCGACGUCCGUUCCCGUGCGGGUUUUGUGCGGCGCAGACGCUCGCGGCUUCGGAGACGGGGGCUGGAACUGAGCGAGGUUCCGCGUAACCGAACGAGAGCUGCGUCACGCCCGUGACGUCAAGUACCCGACUCCAUUAUCCCGCCCAGCAGCUGCCGCCCAGCUACUCGGAGGAAACCGCAACUACAACGUGUCCGGGGGGAGCUGAGGAACGAGGCCGCCUGACCGCCUCUGUCUGAGGUGAUUGCGACACGGCCACUCACUCACAUCCCAUUCUGUACCAAAGAAAUGGUUAUGGAGAAGCCAAGUCCCCUGCUUGUAGGGCGGGAGUUUGUGAGACAGUACUACACCCUAUUGAAUAAAGCUCCAGACUUCUUACACAGGUUUUAUGGAAGAAAUUCUUCUUAUGUACAUGGAGGACUGGAUACCAGUGGGAAACCCCAGGAAGCAGUUUAUGGCCAGGCAGAAAUUCAUAAGAAGGUAAUGUCCCUUCAGUUCAGUGAAUGUCGCACAAAGAUUCGUCAUGUGGAUGCUCAUGCUACGUUGAGUGAUGGGGUCGUUGUGCAAGUCAUGGGUGAACUUUCAAACAAUGGACAGCCAAUGAGAAAGUUCAUGCAAACCUUUGUUCUUGCUCCAGAGGGAUCGGUUCCAAAUAAGUUCUAUGUACAUAAUGACAUUUUCCGCUAUGAGGAUGAGGUUUUUGGUGACUCAGAAGCAGAACUGGAUGAAGAAUCAGAGGAAGAAGUUGAAGAAGAGCAAGAAGAAAGACAACCAUCCCCUGAGCCAGUACAAGAAAAUGCAAACAAUUCUUACUAUGACUCUCAUCCAGUGUCAAAUGGUAUAGAAGAGUCCUUGGAAGAGCCCAAUAAUGAGCCCGAGCCUGAGCCAGAACCAGAAUUAAAAAGUGAGGAGAUUAAAUCAGAAACUGAAGAAAAAAGCCUGGAAGAACAUGAGGAAAAAUCACCAACCCCACCCCCUGCUGAGCCAGCCAUUUUGCCACAAGAACCGCCCAAGGCUUUCUCUUGGGCAUCAGUGACUAGUAAAAACCUGCCUCCUAGUGGAACUGUUACAUCUUCAGGAAUUCCCCCUCACGUAAUAAAAGCUCCUGCCUCACAGACAAGAACUGAAAGUAAGGCUGAAAGUCAAGUUCAGUCUCCCCGUGUGAGAGAACAGCGUCCUAGAGAAAGACAAAGUUUUCAACCAAGAGGUCCAAGAGCUGGACGAGGAGACACUGAGCAAGGAGAGUCUGAUAAUCGUCGCAUGUUCCGCUACCCUGACAGCCAUCAACUCUUUGUUGGCAACUUACCACAUGAUAUUGACGAAAGCGAACUGAAGGAGUUUUUCAUGCAUUAUGGAAAUGUGAUGGAACUACGAAUUAAUACCAAAGGUGUUGGAGGAAAACUUCCCAACUUCGGUUUUGUUGUUUUUGAUGAUUCCGAACCAGUUCAGAGAAUUUUGCUGGCAAAACCAAUUAUGUUCCGUGGAGAAGUGCGCCUGAAUGUGGAGGAGAAGAAAACCAGGGCUGCUCGGGAAAGGGAAACUCGUGGUGAUGACCGAAGAGAUAUACGUCGAAAUGAUCGGGGUACUGGUGGGCCUCGUGGAGUCAUUGGUGGAGGGAUGAUGCGUGAUCGGGAUGGCAGAGGUUCUUCCCUACGUGGUGGAAUGACACAAAAGCUUGGCACCGGGAGGGGUGCCAUACCCAUGGAGGGUCGUUUUACUGGGCAGCGUCGCUGAAAUGAUUCACAAAUACAGUUGAGCCUACAGUGGUACAUUAUUUGUCGUGUUUGCAUUCUUGUUAAUUUUAGCUUUGGAAUGUGACACAGCCUAUUUUUUUUUUUCUCCUCUUCCUCAUUUCUUUGAUGUGAAAACAUCUUUUUGUUAGCAGAUUCGAUUGAGGUGAACUUUCUUUCCCCCAGUUUCUCAACAGGAUUUAAACUGUUUAAUUUAUACAUACCAACUUUGAAAAUCAAAGGACUGAAUUGUACAUUAGCACUGCAAAUAAUCACAUGGACGUUAGAAGGCCUUGUCCUAUUAGGUUUUCUUUUGAAACCCCUCUGUUGGUACAUUGCAAGUAUUAUCGUUUCUUCUUUGGAAACAAAAGUAAUGCAACAAAAUCCUCACGAUCCCUCCUUAAAUGCUUUUGGCACAAAAAGAACCAGUGGUUAUGCGCUCUUCAAAAUGCACGAACUGUGUCCUCUUAAAAUAAGUACUAGAAUCCAUAAAGAUGUUAAAUAUCCAGAAACAUUUUCAAUUCUGAACUUAAAAUGUUCCAAUAUGUCAGAGCAUGAUCAGGACUACAAUUCAAAGUUUCGUACGUAUGAGGAACUUUUGCACUUGCCCCUCUGAGAGAAGAAGAGAGGCUGGCUGCUUUACCUGUUUCAUCCUUCUCCACCUCCCCAAAUCCCUUUUUUUUCAGCUUUGUACAGUGGAAAAAAAGAUCUUGUAUUUUUAGUUUUCUGGUAAUAUAAUAAGCAUGAUGGUGCCUUCUAAUACAUCAUUCCAGUCCUUGCUGGUGAUUUUGUACAGUCAAUGAAUUACUGUGCUGCAAAGCCAAACCGCUUCAAUACAUUCAAGAAUCAUUGAGAGUGAAAAAAGCCUGCCUAACCAAACUGCAGUAUCUGUAUCAGUAGAAGUUGAUUAGAGUCUGUUUUGCUACAGUUCACAUCUAAACUGCCAUUGGUAUUUAAUUGCCAAUAAUGGGGGGAGGGAUUUCAAUGUAUGGGAAGGAGUUGAUGGUCGUGUGUUUUUAUUGGCCCUUUACUGUAACUCCGUGAAGUGCAUACCAAGGGGUAUAAACCUGUGGUGCCCUGCAAAUAAUCAUUUGCACAUUUCUGUUAACCUUUUGAAGUUCUCUUGAUCCUUGAAGGAGAGGAUGUACUUCCAAUGUCUGUGAGAACAGCAGCUCUAAGUGUCUGCACUUUACAGUACUGUACAGGGGUGGGUGUUUUAUUUUUUUGCACAAUUAUUGGAAAACAGACAAAAUAAACAUUGCUGCUCCCUCCAAGAAGAGGAUAUCUAUAUUAUCCCUUCCUCCUCUCUCAUUCAGAUUUUCUCAGAUGGGCGUUUGAAAUGAACCAUAUCGGGACUGUUGCUUCCUAGAUCCACACAUUCCAGUAAACUGCAGAUUGACCAAGAUAGUGACCAGCCCGGUGCAGUAAAGUUCAAAGAUGCUCUAUAGAGGGGGGAAGAAGUGUGAACACUUAAAGCUGCUUCUGGAAGUGCGGGAAAAUCUUCUGCAACAGUGCACGUGGAGUAACCUGCUGCUGUUUACUUAUGCAACUGUUUGCUGAGCCUCUUCUGAAAUUGAUUGUGCACACUUUUUUUUCCCCCCUCUUCAGUCCACUAGGCAAAAUAAAAUAAUGCUUAUGUAAAUGUUUUUUUUUGUUUGUUUUUUUUUGUCUUUGAUGGCAAGUCUUGCACUAUUUCAUACAUUUCUGGGACACAGAUUUCUCAUGGUUAUAAUUUUAUAUAUACAUCUAUAUUUUGUGUUAUAAAAGUCUUACAUUUGCAAUCUGUUACCUGGAAGUAUUGUACUUGAAUUCCUUAGCAUACACAGCAAAUCUUUUUGGACUCGUACAAUUUUAUUUUUUCUUGUCAUUCCAAUUUAACACCAGGUUUUUUGUUUUUUUUGUUCUAUAAAUUCUCCCUCUUUCUUCCUAUCUGCUGUUUAAUACCCUGUCACCAACUGAACUGUUAUGGCAAAUGGAACUGGGACUAAACUAAAGUGUAACAUACCAUUCUAGAGGAGCAUCAGAGCCAUUAAGCUUUCAAGUCUGCUUCAAGAUUAAAUACCUUGAAUGAACAUUUAACAUCUGGGACGUUUACUUGGUGAUUGUUCACCUACUCUGUAUACAUUUAAGUGUUAUUGUCUUAAUCUUUCAGUAAAUGUACCUCAUACAACCAUA
Messenger RNA from Pelobates fuscus (common spadefoot toad), 3949 nucleotides. RefSeq names its product G3BP stress granule assembly factor 2 (gene G3BP2). Gene Ontology annotation, molecular function: mRNA binding. NCBI's taxonomy places the organism in Eukaryota, Metazoa, Chordata, Amphibia, Anura, Pelobatidae. Bases 333 to 1778 code for a protein of 481 amino acids. The record is from RefSeq and is a predicted model, not a curated record. Gene Ontology annotation, cellular component: ribonucleoprotein complex; cytosol. The transcript is spliced from 12 exons.